GGACCGCGGAGCUGCUGCGACUCGCGACAGAUCGCGGGCUUCGGGCGCCGCGUCUCCGGGCAAAGGGAACCGCCAGGGAGGGCAGGAGAGCGCGCCGGGGCCGGGCCCCAGCCGCCUCCGCCCCAGCUCCCCUCCGCUCCCCUCCGCUCCAUGGCUCCGCGGCCGCCGCCGCCGCCCGUGCCGCCCUCCAGCCCGCAGGGGCCUCGCGGCAGCGGGUACGAACACUCCGUCAAGGACUAAGCGGCACCGCUGCCUCCUCGCCGGCUCCUCUCCGCUUCCUAAGGAAAGCCGAGACGCGAGAGCCGGGAGGGAGAAGGGAAGAGGGAGCAGAAGCGAGCGGAAAGUCGGGCUCUGGGCACCGCGGGACUGCACAGCUCGGAGGAGGCUGCGCCCGGGGCGGCGGGCAGAGCGCGCAGCGGCGCCGCCGGGUUGCGCCGAGCUCCGGGGCCCGGCGGCUGCGGAAAAGCUACUCGGUGCCCCGGGCCUCCCCGCGCACCUGCCCCGGGCGGUGCCCCCGACUCACUUGGCCCCCGGAGUUCCCUUCCCCAUCCCCGCCGCUGCAGCCGGAGCGGGGCUCCGCGGGCCUGGAGCACAGCCGGGUCUAAUAUGCCCGGAGCCGAGGCGCGAUGAAGGAGAAGUCCAAGAAUGCGGCCAAGACCAGGAGGGAGAAGGAAAAUGGCGAGUUUUAUGAGCUGGCCAAGCUGCUCCCGCUGCCGUCGGCCAUCACCUCGCAGCUGGACAAGGCGUCUAUCAUCCGACUCACCACCAGCUACUUGAAGAUGCGGGCCGUCUUCCCCGAAGGUUUAGGAGACGCGUGGGGACAGCCAAGCCGCGCCGGGCCCCUGGACAGCGUCGCCAAGGAGCUGGGAUCGCACUUGCUUCAGACUUUGGAUGGAUUUGUUUUCGUGGUAGCAUCUGAUGGCAAAAUCAUGUAUAUAUCGGAAACAGCUUCUGUGCAUUUGGGCUUGUCGCAGGUGGAGCUCACCGGCAACAGCAUCUAUGAAUACAUCCAUCCUUCUGACCACGACGAGAUGACAGCCGUGCUAGCAGCCCACCAGCCCCUUCACCAUCACCUGCUCCAAGAGUACGAGCUAGAGAGGUCGUUCUUCCUGCGGAUGAAGUGUGUCUUGGCGAAAAGAAACGCGGGCCUGACGUGCAGCGGGUACAAGGUCAUCCACUGCAGCGGCUACUUGAAGAUCAGGCAGUAUAUGCUGGACAUGUCCCUGUACGACUCUUGCUACCAGAUCGUGGGGCUGGUGGCCGUGGGCCAGUCGCUGCCGCCCAGCGCCGUCACAGAGAUCAAGCUGCACAGUAACAUGUUCAUGUUCAGGGCCAGCCUCGACCUGAAGCUGAUCUUCCUGGAUUCCAGGGUGACCGAGCUGACCGGGUACGAGCCGCAGGACCUGAUCGAGAAGACCCUCUACCAUCACGUGCACGGCUGUGACGUCUUCCACCUCCGCUACGCGCACCACCUCCUGCUGGUGAAGGGCCAGGUCACCACCAAGUACUACCGGCUGCUGUCCAAGCUGGGCGGCUGGGUGUGGGUGCAGAGCUACGCCACCGUGGUGCACAACAGCCGCUCGUCCCGGCCGCACUGCAUCGUGAGUGUCAAUUAUGUCCUCACGGAGAUCGAAUACAAGGAACUGCAGCUGUCCCUGGACCAGGUGUCCACGUCCAAGUGCCAGGACUCCUGGAGGACUGCCUUGUCUACCUCACAAGAAACUAGGAAAUUAACUAAACCCAAAAACACGAAGAUGAAGACAAAGCUGAGAACAAACCCUUACCCCCCACAGCAAUACAGCUCGUUCCAAAUGGACAAACUGGAAUGCAGCCAGCUGGGAAACUGGAGAGCCAGCCCCCCGGCGAACGCCCCAGCACCCCCAGAACAGCAGCUCCAUUCAGAAAGCAGCGACCUUUUGUACGCCCCGUCCUACAGCCUGCCCUUCUCCUACCAUUAUGGACACUUCCCUCUGGACUCUCACGUCUUUAGCAGCAAAAAGCCAAUGUUGCCGGCCAAAUUUGGGCAGCCCCAAGCAUCCCCGUGUGAGGUGGCACGCUUUUUCCUGAGCACCCUGCCAGCCAGUGGUGAAUGCCAGUGGCAUUACGCCAACCCCCUAGUGCCUAGCAGCCCGACUCCAGCUAAAAGCCUUUCUGAGCCGCCAGUGAACGCUGCUCGGCACAGCCUUGUGCCAAACUACGAAGCGCCCGCCGCCGCCGCCGCGCGCAGGUUCGGCGAGGACACCGCGCCGCCGCCGCCGAGCUUCCCGAGCUGCGGCCACUACCGCGAGGAGCCCGCGCUGGGCCCGGCCAAGGCCGCCCGCCAGGCCGCCCGGGACGGGGCGCGGCUGACGCUGGCCCGCGCGGCGCCGGACUGCUGCGCGCCGCCGGCCCCCGAGCCCCCGGGCGCGCCUGCGCAGCUGCCCUUCGUGCUGCUCAACUACCACCGCGUGCUGGCCCGGCGCGGGCCGCUGGGGGGCGCUGCGCCCGGCGCGCCCGCUCUCGCCUGCGGCCCCGGCGCCCCCGAGGCGGCGGCCGGCGCGCUGCGGCCCCGGCCCCCCGGCCCCGCCGCCGCCUCGCCGCCCGGCGCGCCGCUGCCGCACUACCUGGGCGCCUCGGUCAUCAUCACCAACGGCAGGUGACGUCGCGCUGGGCUGCCCGCAGGGAGAAGCCAUAGGCCAGGCCUCGGGCUCCGGUUCUCCAGAGCGCAGCCGAGUGGCGAGGCGCGAGCUGCAGACGCUCGGUUUAAAUUAAUUUAUGCAGAGACGACUAUUUUACUAGAACUCCGCGGCCGCCUUCUAGAUUUGUACGAGGAUCCCGCAAACGCCGGUGCAGGGGACUGCGGCGCGGCCCGAGGCCGGGGGAGAAAGGCCCGCCGGACCUUUGUCCUCCCAGAUACGGGCCCCCAAGGGGCGGGGCUGAGCGCCCCCCGCGUCCCGUGUGACCUCAGACUACCCCGUCGGGCGGCGGACUCGGGUGCCCCACCUUGCCGUCGGGGGCGCGCGCCUCGCCUCGUCCGCGGUGCUCGGUAGCCGCCCCGCCGGGGGACGGGAGGAGCUCCCCCCAACGGAGAGCCCCCCCCCACGUAGAGCGGAGAGCCCCCCCAUGCGGUGAGACACGCCGGGCGGUGCCCCCCCCCCCCGCCAAGGAGGCCGCCUCCGGAACUCGGCGCUCCUGGCGUCUUAAGGCAGGGUGUGACGUCUGAAGUCCCGCACAUCGACGACAACUCUGACUUUGCAGGUCAUUCACGAGUCUCAUUUGUCGUUUUAAUUGAAGCCUUUUCUCAGUACAAACAUCAUCAAGCCGAGACCAAGGGGGUGAAGGCACGUGGGGGUGCCCCACAAGCACGUUCAUGAGCUUUCACUUCCAAGCCCUGUGAACUCUCGAUACCAACAAGAAUAGCACCUUCCGAAUAGAUGAAAUAGGCAUUAAAUGCAGAACUAGAGAGAGCCAGGUGUUUCGGAGAAUGACACGUUGGAUGAUGAGGUGCCCAAGGCGACUGGCUACCCUUGUCGGGUUUGAUUACGAGGCAGCAUCCCUGUGGCCCACACAGACCUGUAACUCCCUAGGCUCGGGUUUGCUACAAGUAAUGCUAAUAAAGUUAGUUAAAUUGCAUGUGCAAUAUGGAAAAUUGUCAAUGGACUGCGCCCUCGUGGAAGAAAGCUCGCUAGAGGGAUGGUAUAAAAAUGGUGUAUACAUUUUCUUCAGCAUUUCCUGCAUUUUCUGCAUAGCAAAAAAAAAAAAGAACAAAAAACAAACAAAAAAAACCAAAAAGCCCUUGAACAUAUCCUGUAACAGGUGAACAGAAAUCCUUUUAUAAAGCACCAGCAGUGUUUAAAAAACAAAUUUCCCUUCAUUUUUGUCUGUUAUAUUUUUGCUUCAAGAUUUCACCAUUUAGAAAUCCCAGCGUGCCUCUGAAAUGGAUUGGUGCAUGGAACCACCGUUUCAAUCUUUUCCCCACUCUAAAACACGCCCUCAUCUCCCUGUUUCCAAAAGGCUUUUCUUUCAGGAAACUCUGCGCCUUUCUGAGUGGAAGGAAUUUUCACAAAUGUCUUUUUAAGUCCUCCUUGGCGAAUCGAAGCGCACCUAUAUAUAAUUGACUGUUUGCAAAAUCUCAGACGAUUGCUUGCCAACCUGGUGUCACACUGAGGGGCCGCCUCAUUCUUAGCAGGGCUUCGGGAGCCUGAUGUAGGGGGUGACACUUGCAAAUUUAGGAGCUGGAGUCUGUCCUGCAGCAAAGGGACUGAGUCAUAAGUAUCCACCUCCCGACUGCACUUAGCGAUACCUCAUGAGCAGCUCUUUGUGCACACAGAAAACAAGCCUGGGGUAUUAUUUUUUUAUGCUCACAAGUCCUGUCAUUAAACCAGGAUUCCUGAAAGGUGCGGUUUGAUGAGCAGCUAUCACCUGACAUUUUUCAAUAAAGUGCCACAAAAUGCG
Messenger RNA from Neogale vison (American mink), 4434 nucleotides. RefSeq names its product SIM bHLH transcription factor 2 (gene SIM2). The record is from RefSeq and is a predicted model, not a curated record. Gene Ontology annotation, molecular function: RNA polymerase II transcription regulatory region sequence-specific DNA binding; protein dimerization activity; DNA-binding transcription factor activity, RNA polymerase II-specific. NCBI's taxonomy places the organism in Eukaryota, Metazoa, Chordata, Mammalia, Carnivora, Mustelidae. The transcript has 11 exons. Gene Ontology annotation, biological process: regulation of transcription by RNA polymerase II. Bases 627 to 2639 code for a protein of 670 amino acids.